CCGGGGCAGAACCACGGGAGGCGGGCAUGAUGAUGGUGCUUCAGCCCGAGGGCCUGGGCGAGGGCCAGGGGCCCUAUGGGGGCGGGGAGUACAUGGAGCAGGAGGAGGACUGGGACCGGGACCUGCUCCUGGACCCCGCCUGGGAGAAGCAGCAGCGGAAGACCUUCACAGCCUGGUGUAACUCCCACCUGCGCAAGGCCGGGACCCAAAUCGAGAACAUCGAAGAGGACUUCCGCAAUGGCCUCAAACUCAUGCUGCUCCUGGAGGUCAUAUCAGGGGAGAGGCUGCCCAGGCCAGAUAAAGGCAAGAUGCGCUUCCACAAGAUUGCCAACGUCAACAAGGCCCUGGACUUCAUCGCCAGCAAAGGGGUCAAGCUCGUGUCCAUCGGGGCUGAAGAAAUUGUGGACGGGAACCUGAAGAUGACUUUGGGCAUGAUCUGGACCAUCAUCCUCCGCUUUGCCAUCCAGGACAUCUCUGUGGAGGAGACCUCGGCCAAGGAGGGUUUGCUCCUGUGGUGUCAGCGGAAGACGGCGCCCUACCGGAAUGUGAACGUGCAAAACUUCCACACGAGCUGGAAGGACGGCCUGGCCCUCUGUGCUCUCAUCCACCGGCACCGCCCCGACCUCAUCGACUACGCCAAACUGCGCAAGGAUGACCCCAUCGGCAACCUGAACACCGCCUUUGAGGUCGCUGAGAAGUACCUGGACAUCCCCAAAAUGUUGGAUGCAGAAGAUAUUGUGAACACCCCCAAGCCGGAUGAGAAGGCUGUCAUGACCUACGUAUCCUGCUUCUACCACGCCUUUGCUGGGGCUGAGCAGGCCGAGACAGCUGCCAACAGGAUCUGCAAGGUGCUGGCCGUGAACCAGGAGAAUGAGAAGCUGAUGGAGGAGUAUGAGAAGCUGGCCAGCGAGUUGCUGGAAUGGAUCCGCCGCACGGUGCCCUGGCUGGAGAACCGGACCAGCGAGCCCAGCAUGAGUGCCAUGCAGCGGAAGCUGGAGGAUUUCCGGGAGUACCGGCGACUGCACAAGCCGCCCCGCGUGCAGGAGAAGUGCCAGCUGGAGAUUAACUUCAACACGCUGCAGACCAAGCUUCGGCUCAGCCACCGGCCCGCCUUCAUGCCCUCGGAAGGCAAGCUGGUCUCGGACAUCGCCAACGCCUGGCGGGGCCUGGAACAGGCUGAGAAGGGCUACGAGGACUGGCUGCUGGCCGAGAUCCGGAGGCUCCAGCGGCUGCAGCAUCUGGCAGAGAAGUUCCGGCAGAAAGCUUCCCUGCAUGAGACGUGGACUCGGGGAAAGGAAGAUCUGCUGAGCCAGAGAGAUUAUGAAUCGGCCUCCCUGCAGGAGGUGCGGGCCCUGCUGAGGCGGCACGAGGCCUUUGAGAGCGACCUGGCCGCCCACCAGGACCGGGUGGAGCAGAUUGCUGCCAUAGCCCAGGAGCUCAAUGAGCUGGAUUACCACGACGCAGCCUCCGUGAACAGCCGCUGCCAGGCCAUCUGCGACCAGUGGGACUCCCUGGGGACGCUGACUCAGAAAAGAAGGGAUGCCCUGGAGAGGAUGGAGAAGCUCCUGGAAACCAUAGACCAGCUGCAGCUGGAGUUUGCCCGCCGGGCGGCGCCCUUCAACAACUGGCUGGACGGGGCGGUGGAGGACCUGCAGGACGUGUGGCUGGUGCACUCGGUGGACGAGACCCAGAGCCUCAUCACGGCGCACGAGCAGUUCAAGGCCACCCUGCCCGAGGCCGACCGCGAGCGGGGCGCCAUCCUGGGCAUUCAGGGGGAGAUCCAGAAGAUCUGCCAGACCUACGGGCUGCGCCUGCCGGCCUCCAACCCCUACAUCAGCCUCACGCCCCAGGACAUCACAAGCAAGUGGGACAUGGUGCGGAAGCUGGUGCCCAGCCGGGACCAGACGCUGCAGGAGGAGCUGGCCCGCCAGCAGGCCAACGAGCGGCUCCGCAGGCAGUUCGCGGCCCAGGCCAACGCCAUCGGCCCUUGGAUUCAGGGAAAGGUGGAGGAAGUUGGCCGUCUGGCCGUGGGGCUGGCUGGCUCCCUGGAGGAACAGAUGGCGGGACUGAAGCAGCAAGAACAAAAUAUCAUCAACUACAAGAGCAACGUGGACCGGCUUGAGGGCGACCACCAGCUGCUGCAGGAGAGCCUGGUGUUUGACAACAAACACACCGUCUACAGCAUGGAGCAUAUCCGCGUGGGCUGGGAACAGCUGCUCACCUCCAUCGCCCGGACCAUCAAUGAGGUGGAGAACCAGGUGCUGACCCGGGAUGCCAAAGGCCUGAGCCAGGAACAGCUGAACGAGUUCCGGGCCUCCUUCAACCACUUUGAUCGGAAACGGAACGGGAUGAUGGAACCGGAUGACUUCCGAGCCUGUCUCAUCUCCAUGGGCUACGACUUGGGGGAAGUUGAGUUUGCCCGCAUCAUGACCAUGGUGGACCCCAACGCGGCCGGGGUCGUCACCUUCCAAGCCUUCAUCGACUUCAUGACCCGAGAGACGGCCGAGACGGACACGGCCGAGCAGGUGGUGGCCUCCUUCAAGAUCUUGGCGGGAGACAAGAAUUACAUCACGAGCGAGGAGCUGAGGCGGGAGCUGCCGCCCGAGCAGGCCGAGUACUGCAUCCGCCGGAUGAUCACCUACACCGGGCCCGGGGCCCCCUCAGGGGCUCUGGACUACGUCGCCUUCUCGAACGCCCUUUAUGGGGAGAGUGACCUCUGACCCUUUCCCUUGCACCCUCAGAAGCAUCCGACCUCCUCCUUGCUUGGGCAGCACCUAAGUGCUCCCCGACCCCCUCACCCCAGUUCUCCCCAUAAGGUCCCCUCCCCCCUCAAAGGCGUCUGUGAGCUUAGAGUCACCUCCCUCCCCACUGGCUGCACUCAAUAAAGCUCCUUCUCCCCA
Molecule: messenger RNA, 2900 nt
Organism: Sarcophilus harrisii (Tasmanian devil)
Lineage: Eukaryota; Metazoa; Chordata; Mammalia; Dasyuromorphia; Dasyuridae
Gene: ACTN3
Product: actinin alpha 3
Exons: 21
Coding region: 27-2720 (897 amino acids)
Biological process (GO): muscle cell development; actin cytoskeleton organization
Cellular component (GO): Z disc; cell projection; plasma membrane
Molecular function (GO): actin filament binding; calcium ion binding
Source: RefSeq, a predicted model, not a curated record